UAAAACAAGACAAAAUUAGGUAGGCCAAACAUUAACAACCGGCCAAAACAACCAAACCCCAUUUUAUAUUUUCGUCGUGCAGUUUCAUUUUUGGUCGUUUUCACGUUCGGCCAACCAACCAACACAAAGGAGACUCAAACGGAACAAACAAACUAGCCAACCAAAACCCCCAAUACAAAAAACCCAAACCAAUCAAAAAACUUCUUGCUUUGGUCACGGAUGGAUCAAGCCUUGCCUAAACCACCACCGGUGGUCACCACCGUCGUCCCAGAACCGCCGCCACCACCACCACCAACGCAGCCGUAUGUUCUACGAUACAUGGCGGAUUUUCUUGGCCGGAUUGGUAUAAAGGACACAGACAAAGAUGGUAACGUCAGCCCACAGAGUCCGAGGAGUCCAAGGAGCCCAAGAAACAACAUUCUCAUGGGUAAGUACGAGCUAGGGAAGCUUCUUGGUCACGGAAGCUUCGCAAAGGUUUAUUUAGCUCAAAACAUAAAGUCCGGAGACAAAGUCGCCAUUAAAGUCAUCGACAAAGAGAAGAUCAUGAAGAGCGGUUUGGUUGCUCACAUUAAAAGAGAAAUCUCGAUCCUCCGCCGUGUUCGUCACCCUUACAUCGUUCACCUAUUCGAGGUCAUGGCUACGAAGACAAAGAUUUACUUCGUUAUGGAGUACGUUCGAGGCGGUGAAUUAUUCAACGCGGUGGCUAAAGGUAGAUUGCCGGAAGAAACGGCUCGUAGAUAUUUCCAGCAGCUGAUCUCCUCUGUUUCGUUCUGCCACGGACGCGGUGUUUACCACCGUGACCUCAAACCGGAGAAUCUGCUUUUAGACGACAAGGGGAAUCUUAAAGUCUCUGACUUUGGUCUCAGCGCGGUGGCAGAGCAGCUUCGACAGGACGGGCUCUGCCACACGUUUUGUGGGACUCCAGCCUAUAUUGCACCCGAGGUUCUGACUCGAAAAGGGUACGACGCAGCGAAAGCUGACGUUUGGUCUUGUGGAGUGAUCUUGUUCGUGUUGAUGGCUGGUCACGUUCCGUUCUACGACAAGAACAUAAUGGUUAUGUACAAGAAGAUUUACAAAGGCGAGUUUAGGUGUCCUCGUUGGUUUUCAUCGGAUCUUGUUAGGUUAUUGACUCGGCUUCUUGAUACGAAUCCGGAUACUCGGAUUACUAUACCGGAGAUCAUGAAGAAC
Messenger RNA from Camelina sativa (false flax), 1188 nucleotides. Its product is annotated as CBL-interacting serine/threonine-protein kinase 18. Gene Ontology annotation, biological process: protein phosphorylation; signal transduction. The record is from RefSeq and is a predicted model, not a curated record. Gene Ontology annotation, molecular function: ATP binding; protein serine/threonine kinase activity. Lineage: Eukaryota; Viridiplantae; Streptophyta; Magnoliopsida; Brassicales; Brassicaceae.